This is a messenger RNA of Aplysia californica (California sea hare), 5777 nucleotides long. RefSeq lists its product as uncharacterized. The transcript is spliced from 5 exons. The coding region runs from base 937 to 5706 and encodes 1589 amino acids. Lineage: Eukaryota; Metazoa; Mollusca; Gastropoda; Aplysiida; Aplysiidae. The record is from RefSeq and is a predicted model, not a curated record.
CCAAGAGGGCGCAACACCAAAAUUAUUAAUUUUGAGGACACUUUUUUAAUUGGCUCAGAGAGAGGAGUGAACUUUCUUGUUAUACCCGAUCUUUGUCCCUACGCGAUUACGGGGAAACAUGAGGAAAUGCUAGGCCCAAUUAAUUUCCAUCCUUUUUUUAAAAAACGCCCUGAGCCAAUAAUAUUUUGUAGUGUUCACACACCCUGUGCGAAUAAAAUUCCAUAGUAAUGUAUUCACACACCCUGUGCGAAUGACUACAGCCCUAUACUAUACUGCUGAAACUGUUCUAAGGCUCUUCCUACUUGUUUAAUCGUUCAUACAGUAAACAUAAUGGACGCCUUACAUUGUGCUGUUUGCAUCCAACUUCACUUGGAACAUGAAAUAAAUAUUUGACCAUUCCUCACCAUGGCAACCUUUAUUCGUUGAUCAGAAUAAUUAUGUGUGCUAUUUGGAGAUGCUGUCAUGAAAUAUAUACGAAAAAUGUAUCUAGAAUCUAGAUCUAGAUCUAGAUUUAGAUCUCUAGUGAAUUGAAAGGACAGAAUGGGGCGCCGUUCAAACUUGGAAAUUGAAAGUUGAAAGGAAACCAACAAGACGAGUCGGCAGUCGGUGUGUUGUGGUCGAACUUAGAAUUAAGACCAAGAAAUAGAGAUAAGUUUUCACCGUGCCAGACCAGGAAAAUUGCAGAGAAAGCUGUCUUAAUCUUAAAUUAUGAUUAAUCAUUUGCUCACUGGACUUCAUGUUGUAUGGAGUAUAUAUUGAACUUUGAACUUUCACAGUCUGAAGAAUCUUAAUCUAGAUCUAGAUCUAGAUCUAGAUCUAGUUCUAGACUAGAGAUCUAGACUCUAGAUCUAAGAUCUAAUCUAGAUUCUAGAUCUAAAGGAAGUGUCAACGUAUAUAUUGACUCUGUGAACUUUGUGACUACUGUGAAAAACAAAGAUGGCUGAUAUUUUGUACACUGGAAAACAAACAGACGCUAACUGUGGUGAGGAAGACACAACAAUGUAUAGAUCUAGACUUUUCUCUGGAAAUGGUAAUGGCUGUGGAUGUGUGAAAACUUGUGAUUUUGUUCCUUGUUCUUCUGGAGAAGGUGUGAAUCUUGGGAUUGAUAGCAUUGUUAAAGGUGAACCUACGUCUAGUUCUGGGACUAGAUCUAGAUCUAGAUCUAGUACGGGUACUCUUUGUACUGACAGUUUAAGGGAAGAUAUAAAACAUGACAUUAUAGGUAGGGAAAGUGAAUCUGUGGGUGUUGAUGAGGAACAUCUGUCAGUAAAAGAAGAGCCCAGUUUUGAAUGUCUGUGUGACGCCAAGGCCGAGACAAAUGACAAACUGAACGUUGAAAGUGAAAGUAGCCAGACUCUCAGACACAGUGUAGUAAAAGAUGAGCCUAUCUGUACAGAGGAGGAAGACGUGAAACCUGUCAUUAAACCAGAGUGCCUCACAGAUAUCUAUGCAGUGAAAACCGAACCACUAUUUGGACAUUUUCCUGACUUUGGUGAUGAAGUGAUACCGAAAGUGGAGAAUUUUGUGAAAGAAGAAGUGUCAGAAUGGGAAGUUUCAGACUUUGUAGAGGUAGAAAAGACAGAAGGACAAGUGGGAGAUGUGGAGGAUACGUGUACUGAGCCCGUGUUUGUUCAGGAUCACAUGAGUCAGGUUGGAGGACUACAGCUGCAAAUCUCCAAUGUGAGGAGCUUGUGUUUGGAGCAGAGUGCCAGCCCCGACACAGAUGUUGUUGCUUCCAGUAGUCCAACUUCAACUUUCUCUGCCGAUCCAGUCACAAGUUCAGGAUCUGUUGUCUGGGCCAGCUGGGAUCAUGGUGAAAGUUCUGAUGUCUCAACUUACCCUCAUAGGCCACUGACUUCCUGUCACCCGGUACAACAGACAAGUGAUAUGCUGAGAAGACAAGGUCAAAGUUCAAGCUGCAGAUUUCAGACAGGACAAAGGGUCUAUGAAGAGAAUGUUGGCAGUGUCCGGAAAGAAAUCUCUUCUGGUAACAUCGGUGCUGUGGAGAGAGUCUGUGACCUCCAUCAGAACAUAGCAGGUGACAAGCAGAUGGACAACAGAAAUCUCUACCAUGGUUGGGAAAGUCCUUACGAGUUUAAAGUCUGUGGUGAAAUGUUUUCAGAAGUAGGUAACUUACAGACACACGAAAAAAACCACUCAAGAGAUAGGCCUCACCAGUCUGAAGUUUGUGGUGCUGCAUUUACCAAGAGCAGACAUCUACAGGAUCACAAAGGAACCCACGAAGGAGAAAGACCUUACAAGUGUGAAGUUUGUGGUGCCACGUUUACACGUGGUAGCCAUCUACUGAAUCACAAAAGAAUACACAUAGGAGAAAAACCUUACAAGUGUGAAGUUUGUGGUGCCACAUUUACGCAGAGUGGCAAUCUACAGCGUCACAAAAGGACACACACAGGAGAAAAACCUUACAAGUGUGAAGUUUGUGGUGCCACAUUUACAUUCAGUAGCAGUCUACAGCGUCACAAAAGAACACACACAGGAGAAAAACCUUACCAGUGUAAAGUUUGUGGUGUCACUUUUACACAGAGCGGACAUUUACAAAAUCACAAAAGAACACACACAGGAGAAAAACCUUAUAGGUGCGAAGUUUGUGGUGCCACAUUUACAUAUGGUAGCAGUCUACUGUGUCACAAAAGAACACAUUCAGGAGAAAAACCUUACAUGUGUGAAGUUUGUGGUGCCACAUUUACAUGCAGUAGCAGUCUACGGAAUCACAAAAGAACACACACAAAAGAAAAACCUUACAAGUGUGAAGUUUGUGGUGAGACAUUUACAUGUAACAAAAGUCAACAGCGUCACAAAAGAAUACACACUGGAGAAAAUCCUUACAAGUACAAGUGUGAAGUUUGUGGUGCCACAUUUACAUGCAGUAGCAAUCUACAGCGUCACAAAAGAACACACACAAUAGAAAAUCCUUACAAGUGUGAAGUUUGUGGUGCCACGUUUCGGCAGAGUGGCAAUCUACAGCGUCACAAAAGAAUUCACACGGGAGAAAAACCUUACAAGUGUGAAGUUUGUGGUGCCACUUUUACACGGAGCAGACAUCUACAGGAUCACAAAAGAAUUCACACGGGAGAAAAUCCUUACAAGUGGGAAGUUUGUGGUGCCACAUUUACAAAGACCACAAACGAGACGCCUGCCCUGCCAAGUCUGCAGUCUGUGGUUCCUGUGGCAAGAGAGGCCUCUAUAAAUUAUAAAGCAGUUUGCCGUAGUCACCCCAAAGUUCAGGAAGUCACAGUCACAGUGAACUCCUACCCCGGAGCUGAGGCCCGAGACUUUUUAAGUUCCAUCACUGUGAACCAAAAUCUAGAUUUAGAGUCUAGAGUAGUAAAUACUGUGAUAAAGAUGGCUGACAUUUCCUACACAAGUAAACAAAUGGACGCCAACUGUGAGGAAGACACAACAAUAACAAUGUAUAGACUUAACUCUGGAAAUGAUAAUGGCUCUGGAUGUGUGAAAACUUGUGAUUUAUUUGUUCCUUGUUCUUCUGGAGAAGGUGUGAAUCUUGGGAUUGAUAGCAUAGUUGUUAAAAGUGAACUUACGUCUAGUUCUGGGACUAGAUCAAGAUGUAGAUCUAGUACGGGUACUCUUUGUACUAACAGUUUAAGGGAAGAUGUAAAACAUGACAUUAUAGGCAGGGAAAGUGAAUCUGUGGGUGUUGAUGAGGAACACCUGUCAGUAAAAGAAGAGCCCAGUUUUGAAUGUCCGUGUAACGCCAAGGCCGAGACAAAUGACAAACUGAAUGUUGAAAGUGAAAGUAGCCUGACUCUCAGACACAGUGUAGUAAAAGAUGAGCCUAUCUGUACAGAGGAGGAAGACGUGAAACCUGUCAUUAAACCAGAGUGCCUCGCAGAUAUCUGUGCGGUGAAAACUGAACCACUAUUUGGACAUUUUCCUGACUUUGGUGAUGAAGUGAAACCAAAAAUGGAAAAUUUUGUGAAAGAAGAAGUGUCAGAAUGGGAAGGUCCAGACGUUGUAGAGGUAGGAAAGACAGAAGGACAAGUGGGAGAUGUGGAGGAUACGUGUACUGAGCCCGUGUUUGUUGAGGAUCGCAUGAGUCAGGCUGGAGGACUACAGCUGAAAAUCUCCAAUGUGAGGAGCUUGUGUAUGGAGCAGAGUGCCAGCCCCGACACUGAUGUUGUUGCUUCCAGUAGUCCAACUUCAACUUUCUGUGCCGAUCCAGUCACAAGUUCAGGAUCUGUUGUCAGGACCAGCUGGGAUCACGGUGAAAGUUCUGAUGUCUCGACUUCCCCUCAUAGGCCACUGACUUCCUGUCACUCAGUACAACAGACAAGUGAUAUGCAGGGAAGACAAGGUCAAAGUUCAAGCUGCAGAUUUCAGACAGGACAAAGGGUCUAUGAAGAGAAUGUUGGCAGUGUCCGAAAAGAAACCUCUUCUGGUGACAUCGGUGAUGUGGAGAGAGUCUGUGACCUCCAUCAGAACAUAGCAGGUGACAAGCAGAUGGACAACAGAAAUCUCUACCAUGGUCGGGAAAAACCUCAUGAGUGUAAAGUCAGUGGUGAAAUGUUUUCAGAAGUAGGUAACUUACAGACACACGAAAAAAAACACACAAGAGAUAGGCCUCACCAAUCUGAAGUUUGUGGUGCUGCAUUUACCAAGAGCAGACGUCUACAGGAUCACAAAGGAACACACACAGGAGAAAAACCUUACAAGUGUGAAGUUUGUGGUGCCACGUUUACACGUGGUAGCAAUCUGCAGAGUCACAAAAGAUCACACACAGGAGAAAGACCUUACAAGUGUGAAGUUUGUGGUGCCACGUUUACACUUGGUAACAGUCUAAAACGUCACAAAAGAACACACACAGGAGAAAAACCUUACAAGUGUGAAGUUUGUGGUGCCACUUUUUCACUUGGUGACAGUCUAAAACGUCACAAAAGAACACACACUGGAGAAAAACCUUACAAGUGUGAAGUUUGUGGUUCCACAUUUACAUGCGGCAGAAAUCUACAGGAUCACGAAAGAAUACACACAGGAGAAAAACCUUACAAGUGUGAAGUUUGUGGUGCCAUGUUUACAUGUGGCAGAAAUCUACAGAUUCACAAAAGAACACAUUCAGGAGAAAAACUUUACAAGUGUGAAGUUUGUGGUGCCUCUUUUAAACGGAGCGGACAUCUACAGAGUCACAAAAGAACACACACAGGAGAAAAACCUUACAAGUGUGAAGUUUGUAGUGCUACGUUUACACAGAACGCACAUCUACAGCGUCACAAAAGAACACACACAGGAGAAAAACCUUACAAGUGUGAAGUUUGUGGUGCCUCUUUUAAACGGAGCGGACAUCUACAGAGUCACAAAAAAACACACACAGGAGAAAAACAUUACAAGUGUGAAGUUUGUGGUGCUAUGUUUACACAGAACGCAAAUCUACAGCGUCACAAAAGAACACACACAGGAGAAAAACCUUACAAGUGUGAAGUUUGUGGUGUCGCUUUUUCACUUGGUGACAGUCUAAAACAUCACAAAAGAACACACACAGGAGAAAAACCUUACAAGUGUGAAGUUUGUGGUGCCACGUUUACACGUGGUAGCAGUCUACUGAUUCACAAAAGAACACAUUCAGGAGAAAAACCUUACAAGUGUGAAGUUUGUGAUGUCACUUUUACACAGAGCGCACAUCUACAGCGUCACAAAAGAACACACACAGGAGAAAGACUUUACACAGUGUGAAAUUUGUGGUGCCAGGUUUGCAUAAAGAGACCAUCUAUGGAGAUGCGAAAGAACACUCGUGAGAAAAAAAA